Besnoitia besnoiti is the source of this 5160-nucleotide messenger RNA. RefSeq lists its product as uncharacterized. The coding region runs from base 1 to 5160 and encodes 1719 amino acids. Gene Ontology annotation, biological process: mRNA 3'-end processing by stem-loop binding and cleavage. Gene Ontology annotation, cellular component: mRNA cleavage and polyadenylation specificity factor complex. Lineage: Eukaryota; Apicomplexa; Conoidasida; Eucoccidiorida; Sarcocystidae. Gene Ontology annotation, molecular function: RNA binding. The record is from RefSeq and is a predicted model, not a curated record. The transcript is spliced from 13 exons.
AUGGUUCGCGUGACAGUCGAGCCCCUGUACACCGGGGGCCGCGGCAGCGGCGGCAGCCACGCGGCGAUUCUCCGCCUCGGCCGUCUCUCUCUCCUGAUGAACUGCGGCGCGACAGAUCGCCUCGAUCCUCGAGACAUCGAACCGCUUCUCCCCCACCUAAGCGACGUGGAUAGCAUUUUCAUCUCCCACGGCUCGCUGCGACACCUCGGCGGCCUGCCGCUGCUGCACUCUCGCCAGAAACCCGCGCUGUCGCGCCCUGCCUCGCCCGCGUCUCCUGGGCUCUGCUGCUGCUUCUCCGGGGGCUGCCGCGAAUGCAGCGUGCCCGCGUUUCUCACGCAGGCGAGUCAGCGCCUCGGCAAAGUGGCACUGGAGAGUGCGGUGUUGAGCAACGCUCAGAACCGGGGUGUAUGUACAGCUGAGGACGCCCAGGGCGGCGGCAGGGAGGCGGGCGCAGCGGGGCUGAACGCGCUCAAGUCUUCGCCGACUGAGGGAGGCAGCAGAGAAGAGCGCGGAGAGGGCGAGGAGAAGUGUCAGGAAGCAGGCGCUGCGGGUGAGCCCUCCGCUGCGCAGACGCGAAAGGGGGAUUUGCCGGCGGGCACGAUUCUCUCCGCGGAUCCUCCUGUGUCUCUAAAAGACGUCGCGACCAUCAUGGAGGCCUGCCGCGUGCUGCGGUACGAAGAGCGCGUUCGUCUGUUUCCGCGCAAGCGAGAAAGAGCGUUCAGAGGGCACGCCAGCGACGAGGUUGGGGAGGGAGCGGAGGCAACCGGCGCGGAGGCCGCGGGGCGAGAAACGAACUCCGAGGCAGGGGAUUCGGUCUGCAGAGACGAAGAAGAUGAGGAUUCGGAAGAAGAUGAGACCGAGGUGUAUGUACACUGCAUUAGUGCUGGGCACGCUCUCGGAGGCGCCGUGUGGCUCUUUGACGCAGACGGCAGGAAAAUCAUCUUCGCCGUCGAUCAUUGUCUCAAUCCCCUUUGGCACGUGGACGGGAGCGCGCUGCUCUCCUUGAUCCCGACAGUCCUCGCCGCGCCGUCGACGCCCUCGCCGUCACCCUCCUUUUCUUCUCCCUCCCGCGACGCCUUCUCGUCACCCUGUCUCUUCGUCUCGGAUGUCCACGAACCGCCGACGGGGAUCCACUCAUGGCGGACAUCGGCUCUCCGUGCGCUUUUCCUUCAAAUUGCCCAAGUUCUUCAGAGGGGCGGCGACGUCAUCAUUCCGAUGGAUGUCGGCAGCCCUCUCUUGGAGCUUCUGCUGCAUUUGGAGGCCUUGUGGCGGCUCGCGCCCUCGCUCCACGGCUUCCCCGUCUUCCUGAUCUCCCCGGUCUCAGUCUCCUUCCUCCUCGCGUGCCGGCCUCUGCUUCCCCAAAGCACGCAGCGGGCGCGGGCCGUGUUCGCGUCUCAGCGCAUCAAUCCGCUUUUUUCGGGCUCCUCCGCGUCGCUUUCUUCGCUCGUCGCCGCGCACCGCCUCGCAGCCGCGUCGGUCCCUGGAAAAACGAAGAACUCGCACUGGCUCGUGCGGAAGCAGACAGCCGAGGAGGCUGCAGAGGCCUUCCCUAUCCCUCUGCAAGCGCCGAAAGCCGCACAGGAGGGUGCGGGCGACAGCAGAGAGAAGGACGCGCUUAUCGACGGAUCAGGGGAGCACGCAGCGGCCACAACGGCCCUGCUGGGCGCUGCGGGGGUGCCAGCGACCGCGGCGGUGUGGAGCCCAACUAGCGGUCUCCUCCCCACACCGGCGCCAGGCCCCCUGGGGGGGCUUGAGGGGAUGGGGGAUCGGACCCAGCCUGCAGCCAACGCGGGCGCCAGGAGGGAGCCAGGCGCGCAAGCAGACAAGAAGGGAGACGAGGGAGGAGAGGGCAGCAAGGCCGAGAGCGGUGCGGCUGACGCAAACGCCGCGCGAGGGGCCCUGAUGUUAGGCCCCGCGUUGGUGCCGGCGGCGGCGCGGCUCGGGUUGGUGGGCGCCGUCCCCGCCCAAGGCGCGGCGGGGGCCGGCGCGUGUGGAGGCGGCGUCCCCUUCGGGAACCUGAAGUUCGUGAGGCUGCUCUCCACGGAGCGAGAAGUGGAGUCUCUUCUUCAACAGAAAGAAGGCAAAACAGAGGAGGGGCGUAGGGCUAGUCGGCGGCCGCCGUGUGUGUUCAUCUGCGUCCCAGCCAGCUUGGAUUCUGGUUUUGGCAGAAGCUUGCUCAUCCGAGAAGCAGAACGCGCAGAAAACGUCUUCUUUUUCCUCUCAGAGCCAUGGCCCGGCACGACGGCGCACCGAGUGUGGAGGAUGAUGCAGGAGAGCUCGUGCUCGGGCUCCGAGGCCCCCGUGCGACCGGAGGCGGCUGGCGAGUUGGGCGAGAGGACGCACGGGCUGAUCCACGACUCGUCUCGCGCGGGCGCAGCAGCAGACGCUCCCGAGCUCCUGCUGACGCAGACGCGCAGCGUAGCCCUGUCUGCCGACGAGCUGCUUCGGCUGUUUGAGCGCGAGAAGGAGCGGCGCGAGCGCGAGGCUGAGGAGGCGAAGAAGAGACAACGGGGCGACGCGGGGGAGACGGCGGCGGAGGCGGGCGCGGCCGACGGCGAAGGCGAGGAGGGAUCGAAGGCGACGAAGGAGGGGGGCGGUGGCGGCGACGAAGCCGAGGGUGGUGAACAGGACGACGCGGACGCGCAAGAUGCUGAAAUUGCCGAAGACGAGGAGGAGCCCGACGAGCCGCUGCUGCUGCGCAUCGCAGACGAGGACCUCGUGGACUACUCCGACGACGAAGACAGCGCAUUCGUCCACUUGGGUGCUCAGAACCGGACGUCUUCUUUCUUCGCAUCCGACCUCGCGCAGGGUGAGGGCACAGCAGAGACUCCGCGGCACGCAGAGUCGCCCAGAGAGGAGACGGCAGACGAGGCUCGGGAGGGCGAGGGCGGAGACGUGAAGACCGAGGGCGACGAUGGACCGGCAGGCCUGGAGGGGGAGACUGCCUCGCUGGACGAGGCGUCGUCCGUGGGGUCGGACGGUGACAGCGACUGGGCUGAGCCCGCCGGCCCCGCCAUGGAGGGCGACCGAGACGACUUUGCGCAGCCGGAACUCUUCACGGAGCGGCGCAGGACGAAGAAAGCGAAGGGCGAACAAACCGGGAGGCUCGACGGGAAGCCGUGGGCUGCCAACGGCGACACAGGGGUCAAGAAAGAAGGAAAAGAAGAGACGGAGGAGUUUGGCAUUCCCGUCAGUGCCGAGCAGAAGACCAUUUGGACAGCUGCAACUCUGUCCAUGGGCACGACGGGCUCCGCGGGCGCCGCCGACGCGGCCUCGGCGGCCAAGUCCCUUUGGGAAGGAGGCCUCUGGGGCGGAAACGAAAGGCUCGCCUUGGCGAACGGCUUCGCGCUGCCGGCCUCAGGGGCUUUCGGGGCCCCUGGGGUGUACAGACACCUCGCAGAGGGAGAGAGGCUGCUUGCGGGAGCGCCGCGGAGAAGACAAGAGCGAAUCAAAGCGCAACUGCGUUUGGCGACCUCGGCAGGAGGAGGAGGCCAUCUUCCUGCGUCGCCGUGGUCGUUUUACUCGUCGUCGCUCAUGGUCCCCUCUGCCUUCGGGCUCUCGUCUCCGUCGCCAUUGAUGGGCGCUAACGGCCUGAUGGGCUCUAGUCCCUUUCCGACCGCUGGCGCCGCCUACCGCCUCCAAGAACGGGCCCUGCCGGCCUGGAGGAGACAGCUAAGGCAGUGGUGCGGCGGGGCGGAUCCAACGGGGCUGGAGAGCCACACCGUGCGCGUUCCCCUGCGCUGCCGUGUGCAGUGCUUCUCUGGGGGCCUCGAGGGCGUCACAAGCCUCCAGGGCUUGCUCAGUUUCCUCUCUCUCCUUCGCCCGCAAAACGUUUUCCUUCUCCCCUCUACUUCGGGCUCUCUGGCCAGUGGCUUUGCGCAGCGCCUCGGGCAGCGGGGCGAGCGAAGCCGCGAGAGGGGGGACGGUGUCUCCAGCCACUUUGCCGUCGACGGAGACGGAGGGGUGCGUGGAGACCUGCAGGAAGGCGGAGCCGCCCUUGGGCCUCCUUCCGGCGCAGAGGCGCUGCAAGUCGAUCUUGGGCACCGACUCGUCUCCGAUCUCCUCGCCUCUCUGGGCCCCCAGACCCGCGUGCAGCUUCUGCUGCCCUCUUGGCCUGGCGCGUCGUCUCUCUUUCAGCCCUUUGAUGCCGCUCGCUCUUUCGUUAGCAACGUUGGAGUCUUGGACCUCCCUUCUGGGCAAGCUGUGCUGUGCCUGGAUCGGCGCCUGUGGGCGGAGCUCCAGGCGCACGCAGUCCCUGUCCCUACGACACGCUCGACGCGCGCGACGACGUUCGCAGGCGCGGUUGGGCUCCAGGGGGCGCGGAAGCGGGGCCACGCCGGCGGCAAGCGGCCUGACGGCGCCGACAGAGGCGAAGAGCGAAACUGGGGGCAGCGCCUCUGCUUCGUCGCGCGCGCCCGAGGCACCUUGCAGCCGCUCGCUGACGCCAAGGGCCAGGAUCGAGGAGCUAGGCGGACCUCAGACGGCGGCGCUGUCGAUGCGGCGCCCCAGGAGGCCGUUCGCAGCAGGAAAAGGUCUCGCUGUCGCCGGUUCGGCUCGGCAGACGCCUCGUUCGCUUCGACUGCGCAGGCGGGGAGCUUCUGGUGCCCCUCCCUGCGGCCCUCGUUCCGCUUGGUCGCCUCCGACCCCACAGUCUCCGAGGCUGCGGACGCGCCCGAGGACGGGAAACACCCCGGGGGCGAAGGCGAGCGGCACUCGAGAGCGAUGGACGGGCUGGAGGAGGAUGGGAAGACGGCACAGAAAGAGGGCGACAGCGGCGCGGCGUCUUCUUCGGCGUCGCACGCGAAACGAAGACUCUUUUUGGGCGGCGGAGACGACGGGCCCGGAGGCGCCGAUCGAGGCGCGACCCUCCUGCUCGGCCGCCUCCACCUGGGCGACGUGGCAGACCUUCUGCGGCGCGCAAGCGGCUGCGAGGGAGGCGAGGACGCGGCGGGAACUGACGCAGAGGAAGAGCGAGGUGAAAUCGCCUUCGCUCCGCAGGGCAAGGUGCUCACGCUGGCGGACUGCGCAGCUAUCCGCGUGAUCCAGGAUGGCCACGGCAGCCGCGCGGCUCUGUGGGAAAUCGAGAGCAGCGUGAAUCCGUGCUUUUUCUACCUCCGGCGGCUCUUUGCUUCGCAGCCCUUCGCGUUGCCGGGUUCUUGA